GAGGUCGGUCUAUGGACAUACAUACAAACACACACACCAUGCUGGCUCUAUCUAGUAGGCUGAUCCUCCGGGGCUGCCGGGCCGGUACCGGCUCACUCACUGUAUGGAGAGCCUGCAGCUCCUCCGAGGACUCUGCCAAGGGGAACCCGCUGGUCUACCUGGAUGUGACGGCGGAUAACAAGCCUCUGGGGCGGAUCGUGCUGGAGUUGAGAAAUGAUGUGGUGCCAAAAACUGCAGAAAAUUUCCGAUUGUUAUGCACUGGAGAGAAGGGCUUUGGUUAUAAAGGAUCCACCUUCCACAGAAUAAUUCCUGAUUUCAUGUGCCAGGGUGGAGAUUUUACGAAUCACAACGGAACUGGGGGGAAGUCCAUUUAUGGAAGUCGCUUCCCUGAUGAAAACUUCUUACUAAAACAUACAGGGCCAGGUGUCCUCUCAAUGGCUAAUGCAGGAUCAAACACGAAUGGUUCCCAGUUCUUUCUCUGCACGGCAAAAACUGAAUGGCUGGACGGGAAGCACGUAGUAUUUGGCUAUGUGAAAGAGGGCUACGAUGUGGUGAAGAAAAUUGAAGGAUGUGGACAAAAGAGUGGUCGCCCCACAAAAAAGAUUGUGAUUGCAGAUUGUGGAGAACUUUCCUGAUCCUCUCCCCUUUUUUUUGUUUUUUGUUUUUUUUUCUAAAUGUGUCUUGCAGCUGUGAAUUUCCUGUCCACGUCUGAGCAAGCAGAAUGUAAUGUUCAGGGACCGCGAAAUGUGAUUUCUGCUCUCAGCCAUAAAUUAACCCAUUUAAAGCUAAAAGGGGGGGGGGGGGGGGGACUAACCUUGGUACUACAUGGUUUACCUCUUCCAUUAAAUGACUUUGCUCAUUGUUUGCAAACCUAAAAUGAUGGCAACCAACACUGAUUAAGACUACUGGGAUGUCUGAUAUUUUUACACUGGAUAAGUGUGGCUUUGCUUGCAUUUUGAUUUGAUGGCUUUUUUCCCAAAAUGUUUGACAAGCUGGAUGGCAUCAAUUGCAUAGAAAUGUUCCUUUUUUAAUGUGUAAGACAAAAAGUAGUAACUUUCCCUUACUGGAUGAUGAACACCAAAACUGUCAUACCGUGUUUAAUGCUUGUGAUCAGCUGUAAUGAGUUGAACAUUAUCAAAGUGUUUUUGAAUGCGUAAUAUGAAUGGGUGUACAUUGGGGUACUAGGCCAGGCACUAAAUCUGUGCAGAAGCAUAACUUUAGAGGAGUUUUCAAUUUAACUCUGCUGGAAAAAUCUUCUUGUGUAGAUGUCCGGAGGGGUCACACUUACGUUUUCUUUGAUAAUUUGUGAGCCUUAACCUUGUGAGAAAUCAGCCCCUAUCUGUGUUGGUCUGUCCAACCAUAAGCCGGCUGUUUGACCAGCUUCUAUCGGACGUGCAUGCUGGAAAACCAGCAGCCUGCCGACUCAGCACUCUCAGCUAAUGGUAGAGAGAGCUGGUCGGGAGUGGGGGAUCGCUAUACUAACUUUGCAUAGUUAGUAUAGGGGCUCCGACAGGAGCUGACAGUUUUCAUUUAACACACUGGGUUGAACUGGAAAAAAACAAAUAGUGUGUACCCGGGUUUAGAGCUCAGCUCGGACUGACAAGUAACUCAAUCUUACCUAAUCAGAUAUAAGGGCAGCCAUGCACAAGCCAAUUAAAAACAAGCAAUGGAACCCUUUUUACCAUGACUUACAAUUUUGAGUAUGGUGCCCCCAAGGCACCAUAUAGUUUGAAGCAA
Molecule: messenger RNA, 1737 nt
Organism: Rana temporaria (common frog)
Lineage: Eukaryota; Metazoa; Chordata; Amphibia; Anura; Ranidae
Gene: PPIF
Product: peptidylprolyl isomerase F
Exons: 6
Coding region: 12-635 (207 amino acids)
Biological process (GO): protein peptidyl-prolyl isomerization; regulation of mitochondrial membrane permeability involved in programmed necrotic cell death; cellular response to hydrogen peroxide
Cellular component (GO): mitochondrion
Molecular function (GO): peptidyl-prolyl cis-trans isomerase activity
Source: RefSeq, a predicted model, not a curated record